Messenger RNA from Morone saxatilis (striped sea-bass), 5934 nucleotides. It is a transcript of the gene znf865, whose product is annotated as zinc finger protein 865. Bases 506 to 4642 code for a protein of 1378 amino acids. The transcript has a single exon. Gene Ontology annotation, molecular function: RNA polymerase II transcription regulatory region sequence-specific DNA binding; DNA-binding transcription factor activity, RNA polymerase II-specific. NCBI's taxonomy places the organism in Eukaryota, Metazoa, Chordata, Actinopteri, Moronidae. Gene Ontology annotation, biological process: regulation of transcription by RNA polymerase II. The record is from RefSeq and is a predicted model, not a curated record. Gene Ontology annotation, cellular component: nucleus.
CACUAACAGUGUGCUGUCUCCCCCCUCCAGGCUGUCCGAAGAGCUCCAUGACGGGACAGAAGGGCGGUGAAGCAAUGGUUCCUCCUCUGUUGAAAUAACGGACACACUCUACUUCAUGGGACUGCUGACCUGAUUUUAAAAAAUGAACAUACGGUUAUGGAACACUUUAAAGAAACACUACAGACUCUGUUUUUUAGUAUAACUUAGUUUAUUGCCUAUUUAUGACCCUUUUUUGUAACAUCCCACAGAAGCACUUGAAGGCUUCACCCUUGAAUGGAGAGUGAAAGUAUUAGUGAUACAUUUAUGUGAGAAAAACCGAGCAUCGGCUUUUUGGUGGAUUAUAUCGCCGCGUUGGAAGCUUGGGGUAGAAAUCCCACCAAGACUACCUCUCAAAAACCACACCUUGUCAGUUUGACAAGGGGUUUUCUGCUGUUUUCAGCAAUUAAGGACUUAGUGCACGAGGCAUUUGUGGCUUCGUGACACUUUGUCACAACUGUUUUUGAAGAUGUUCCAGUUCAGCAAGUACCCCAUGGACAUUUUAGAGAUGCUAAGUGGACACCAAGCACACCAGUUCAAAGGCCUUGGAUUAGAGCGACAACUGAGCCACCAACAGCAGGUUCAGCUGCAGCAUCAGCAGCAGCUCCAGCAGCAGCACCAGCCCUCCGGGGACACCUCUGGAAGCCUCCUGUCCGGCCUCGGCCUGGGAUCCCUCCAGAGUUCUCGGAGCAAUGCCUUCGCUGACUCCUCGUCGUUAUUCGCCAAAAUGAGCGCCCCUCCCCCGCCCAUCUCCCACCAGAGCCAGUCGUCCUCGUCGUCCCACAGCUCCAGGAAAUCCAGCAAGAUGAGCAGUAGCAGCAGCGGCAGCGGGAGCUCCUCGUCGGGAUACCCCCAGUUUCUGCGGCCGUUCCACCCGGCCGAGGCUGCGCUGGCCCAGGAGCAGCUCCACUCUGGGAUGGGACGCUUUGACUUUGGUGGGAGCAGCAGUGGGGGAAGCGCGGGGGUCAUCGGGGGCGUUGUCACACCCGCGCCCCCGCCUCCCCCGCUGCAUCCAGGUCUCUCUGUCCCCCAGCCUUCCCCUGGUCCCCCCUCUUCCUCGCCCUCUCCCUCCACUUCUUCAGCCUCUAACAACCCCUCGGGCAGCACUGCAGUCCCCUUAGUUGGCCAGUCUGACCCCCGCAGCCUACACCAGCAAUUCAGCUGCAUGCUCGCCGCCAACCAGUACUUCCUGUCCGGCGUCCCCACCAACAGCAGCCUGGAGCAGUUCCUCGUCCAGCAAGGCACUCACAACCACUUGGGCUUGGGUCUGGGCCAAGGGUCCGCUGACUCAAACUCGGCCCUGGCCCCUCCCCCUGCCCUCCACUCUUCCCACAGCCACGGCCACACAGCUCCACAGCCUCAGCAGCAACAACAACAGCUGACCCCUCAUGCCUUAUCUCAUCCACACAGCCACACUCACCACCCGCACCCUCUGCACCCGGCCCCCCAGCCCGCCCCGCUGGGUGGCUUUGAUUUCCAAGGCAUUCCAGUCCUAUCCUCAAACCAAAUAGCAUCACUAAUGCAGCAAGAGGCUGGCCUCCCCCUCCCCUUGCCCCUGCACCUGUCGCUCUCUAAAGACGAUGGCGGGAAGACGGGAGACAGCUCGUCUUCGUCCGCGUCGAGCGGAGGAAGCAGGAGAAAGAAAGCAAUGGCGGGAUACCUGCCCCAGAGGAAAGCAGACAGUAGCAGCCACAGUCACAGCAGCCACAGCCACAGCAGCAGCAGUGUCAGUAACUGCCACAGCAGCAGCUCGAGUGGGCACAGUCAGAGCUCCUCAUCGGGCCUCGUGGGAGGAGGAUCUGGGAUAAGUGGCAUCGGAAGCGAGCCGCAACAUUCCUCUCUCCUCUCCUCUUCAUCGCAGUCAUCCUCCACCGUCUCCUCCUCGUCGUCCGCCGCUCCUGCCUCUAACUCCACCUCUGUUCUCGUAGCCAACGGUAACCCGCAGUUGUCCAAAUCUCAAGAAAGCCACAGUAACAGUUCGUCUGGCCAGCCCGAACCAGAGCCCCUUUACCACUGUGGUGAAUGUGGUAAAACCUUCACCCACCUCUCCAGCCUUCGAAGGCACCUCCGCAGCCACGGCUUGACACCAGAAAGCCAAAGCAGGAAGUCAGACUGUAACUCUCCCAGCCCAGAGAGGAUAUUCUGCUGCGGCGAGUGUGGGAAGAGAUUUAAAAAGAGGGGUCACCUCAUCCAACACAGUGUCACCCACUCGGAAAACCGGCCUUUUGUUUGCAACAUCUGCCAGAAGUCCUUCAACCGGCGAGAGUCCCUUACGAGACACGAGAAGAUUCACGACGAGAAGCCGUUCCGCUGCCCGGCUUGCGGGCGUUGCUUCCGCGAGAGCACCUCUCUUCUCAACCACGCUGCUUCAGGUGCCUGUGGCAAACCUCCCCGGAGUUCAAAAAACCGGGCCGGCGCCGGAUCAUCCAAUCCGAGCAGCAGUAAAAUGGGAAGCAGUGCAGACCGGGUAGGAAUUUCAAACGACGGGGCAGCGAUGGCUAAUGACAAGUAUGCAACAGAUUAUUCCAGAAGUCGCUACCAGAGCCAGUCGUCCUACAGCAGCGGGGUGGAGGACUACAGACGAUCACAAUCCUCGACCCUGUACUCCUCCGAGAGUACGCUAGCCACUGAAAUGAACAGCCAAACGCUCCGCAAAGCCCCUUUAGCCCCAACGCUUCACCCCCACCCACAGAGCCAGCAACAGCAGCACCACCACCACCAACCGCCGCAGCAACAGCCACACCUCCCCCUCUCCUCCCUGUUGGAUGAUUCGGAGGACGAGGUCACCAGCAGCGCGAUGUCGGCCAUCGCCGCUGCCGCCGCGGCCUCUUGUGACAUAAACACAGAAAGCCGGGAAGGAGAGAGGAGGGAUAUCAUCGGAGGGUUGCUGGGGGGGUUGGGGUUUGGUAACCUGGGUGGACCAUCAUCCACCUCCAACCUCAACGGUUCCACCAUGCCUUUGACCCACCCUAGCCAACCCCACACGAAGCCCAGGAGGCCGAGGAAGCCCAGAGAGAAACGGGACCCGAGCACCAUCGUCAGGAGAAGAAGGAGCCCUGCUCCCGCGGGGGACGGGUCAGAGAGGCCGUACAGCUGUCAGAUUUGCGGCAAACGCUUCAGAAGAGCGGAGACCCUGCGGCGCCACAACCGCGUCCACACGGGGGAGAAGCCUCACGCCUGCGAUGUCUGUGGCAAAAUGUUCCGGGAGCCGUUCCACCUCACCAAGCAUCUGACCGUGCACUCUGGUCAAAAGAACUACAAAUGCAAUCUGUGUGGGAAGAUGUUUGCCUAUGCACAGAGCCUCGUGAGACACGGGAAGUUGCACCGGAAAGGCGAGAUCGACAACCAGGGGAGGAGGGUUAAAGGUGCUGCCGCCGCUGCCAUCAGUCAGGUCGCCAACACGGGAAACGCUGACUACUUCUCAUCCUGCUCCCAAGGAGAAAAGUCUCCAACGUCUGGCACCCCCUCUCAGAGGCUUUACACCUGCACAGUGUGCUGGAAGUCAUUCCGCCACUACUUCCACCUGACGGCACAUCAGCAGACUGUCCACGGCGGCGGAGUCGGGCUGGAGAAGUCCUUUCGCUGUGAAGUAUGCGGUAAAGCCUUUGCCUACUCCAACAGUUUAGUGCGCCACAAGCUGUCUCAGCAUGGCAUCGACCGCAGCGGCCAGCGCGUCAACCAGUCCCAACCCUCCGGAUACUCGCCGCUCUUCUACGAUUCUGGAUCAGGUCCCAACUACGCUGGUUCGUCUCACAUGCAGCAAGGGGCCUCCGGGCCGCAGCAUCAACAACAACAACAACAACAACAACAGCAACCGCCACCACCACCGCCACAGCCACAGCCGCCGCAACAACAACCACAGCAACAGCUGCAACACCCUUUUCAGUACCGCUCAAAAAACUUCCAAAAGCGGCAUGGACAGACAAGAAAGCACAGAAAAAAAAAAAGGCGAGUGGUGAUCCACAGCAUCAUGAGAGACGGAAAGCUGGUAGGCGUCCCUCUCAGUAAAGACACCCGCAGGAAGCUGAUGAUCCUGAGGAAGAAGAGGGGCAAACUGCAAGCACAGCUCAACAAGAAAAAGCUGCUGGCCCAGCUGAGGAUAAAGGGCGGCGUGAUGAAAGUGAAGUCGUGGUGCGGAGGCGCGGUCCGAGUCACCGGGCUCACCUCGAUGGACGUCCCCAUCAAGCGAUUCCCCUGCCCGAUCUGCCCCAGCGCCACGUACGCCAAGCAGGGCUCUCUGCUGGUCCACCACGCCAUCAGGCACCCACCAAGAAACUCAGGCCGCCAUGCCCGUCUGCGGUGCCUGGUGUGCGGGAGACGCACCAGCUCGUUACACAAAGCCUUGAAACACCGGGGCCAGCAUCUUAAACAAGCCGCAUUCCAAUGCCGCCGAUGCCGACACCGUUUCUGGAACCCCAUCCUCCUGGCGCGCCACAGGUUCUCCUGUCGGGGGACGACCACCGGCAGCGCCAACUGGGGACUGAUGAAGAUGAAAUCUCCGCCGUCACGUGACCAGUCAGAUAGUGACCAUUCACCAGUCCAGCUGCCGGUCCCAGUUCUGGUCCAGCCUGAGAGAUCAACAGUUCUGACUGAGUACAGUCAGUAAAAAAAAAACAAAAAAACAAAAAAAAACGGAAUAAAAAAAAAGUUUUCUAGACUAGAUUGUUUUUAUUUUUAUUUUUAUUUUUUAAAUAAUCCAAGAAGCGAAGCAAGAGCUAGUGAGUUUUUAACAGUUGGGAGAGUGGGGAGGGUUUAGUGUAACUACCGUAAUAUCCCCACAGCCCGGUCCUAACUUACUGCAGCAGAGGUGGACUUCAAAAGGCCCCAAAACCACCUCCGAUACCGGUCCCACCGCCUCCUGAGGCGAAGGAACUAUAGACCACGUGACAAUUAGUAGAAGCUGUUUGACAAACGCAUUAAUCCAGUUUCCUUUCCAUCAUUUGAUUUCUGAUUUUCCCAUUAGCAGUGUUCGCUCAUAAAUAUGGAUUGAGAUGCCUAUUGUAGGAGUGAGGUACCUUUUUUUUUUUUUCAGUUUAUUUUAUUUUUCAAAUUGUUUUGACAUUAUUCACAGUUAAACAGUAUAGUCCGUGUCUCUUGCUCUGUAUGUGUUUAUUUGUUACCCCCUCCCUCCCUCCCCAGUGGAGAAUCUCUUUCUAUACUGAGAUUAAAUCUGCCCUCAAGAUAAAUUAAUCUUUUUAAGAAAAAGGAAAUCCUGACCUGAAAAGUCCAAGAACCUCCAUGAAAAAUGACUCUCACCGGUGAAAAGGUCUCGUGUCAUAAAAAGGCAAUAUACCAGUCGACGUGCUAAAGCGACUGAAAAAGGACAAAAAAAAAGAGUUGGGACAAAACAGAGAAAUGUUGGUGACCUUGUUUUUAAUGUACACUACUUUUGUCAUUUUUUUAAAAGAGGCGUGGACGGAGACGAGAACACGACUCAAACUGUUAAUGUGUGCAGGAUUUUAAAAAGGACAACAGAAAUAAAAACCGGAGUGUACUGUACAAUUCGUAUUAUAUUUUAUUAUAUAUUGAUUAUUUGCUGUUUUUUUACUCCAAGUAUCAUUUCUUUUAUCAUUGUUGGUAUUGUAUGGGUGGGAGGGAACGAGUUGGGGGACUAUCUUUGUAAAACAGCGGGAUGAGUAUAUGUAUCGAUGUGAUAUUUUUUUCCCCUCCCUGUACCCCCUUUUACCUGCUCCCUCAUUGCCACAGUUAUGCCCAAUUUUUGUAACAAAAGCGUGUACACAUAGUUCAUUACUUAGGUCCUGUCCAGACGUGUUCUUUCUUUUUUUUUCUGUAAAACUAAAACAUGUAAUAUUAUUACUAAAUUACUAUCCUUUUUCUUUGCCUAAAAGUGAGUUGUUGAAAACCCUCAAAUCAAAUAAAAAAAAACAAAAAUCUGAA